Ruditapes philippinarum (Manila clam) is the source of this 1083-nucleotide messenger RNA. RefSeq names its product NADH dehydrogenase [ubiquinone] 1 alpha subcomplex assembly factor 3-like. The record is from RefSeq and is a predicted model, not a curated record. The transcript has 5 exons. NCBI's taxonomy places the organism in Eukaryota, Metazoa, Mollusca, Bivalvia, Venerida, Veneridae. Gene Ontology annotation, cellular component: mitochondrial inner membrane. The coding region runs from base 92 to 1006 and encodes 304 amino acids. Gene Ontology annotation, biological process: mitochondrial respiratory chain complex I assembly.
CAAUAUAAAAUAAUGACAAUUUAGAGGUUACUCACAUGUUCUUCCUCAACCAGAGUUAUUUCCCUUUGAAUACUCUUUUUCGACACAGACAAUGUCACUAAGAAGAAUUACACAGAAAUGUACUUUUUUGUCUCGAAAUCAACAGUAUAAUAGGCUUUUUGUACGCUUUAAAAAGAAACCAGUGACCCCAGAGAUGACAGAGAAGUAUCUAGAUCCAGAGAUGCAUUCUAAGUUAUCAAGUAGUACUGUAUUAUUGAGCCAACAAGAAAGUGAUCUUAUAUUCAUUACAAAAUACAGUGGACUGGGAUUUUUCCUCAAUAACAGUACACAGCUUGCAGGUCCAGCAAUAUUCUUCCCAAGAACAUUUCUAAAGUGGAAAAUUUUUGGUUACCAAGAUAUAAAUGAGAAGUCACUAAGUUUGUUUGGUUUACUCACACCUAAAUUAGAUUUGUUGAUUAUUGGAACAGGUAGUAUGAAGAGAGAAUUAUCAAAAGAUACUGUCACAUAUUUAAGGAAGAAUAAUGUCAGCUUUGAAGUAUUGUCAACGUAUCAGGCCAUAGCCAGUUUUAAUUUUCAAAACAAUGAUCAACGUUGGAUAGCAGCAGCCCUUUUACCACCAGAGGGACAGCACAGCACCUUAACAAAAUAUGUGAGAAGUAUUUAUAAUGAUAAUCUUGACAGCACAGACUUUAUAUACUCCGAUGAGAAACGAUUACCACAGAUUGAUGACAGUAGUAAUAAUAAAAAGAUAAACAUGUUGCAAGAUAAAAAGACUAGUGAUAAAAACAAAGAUUUGCCAAAGUCUUCUGAGGAAGACAAUGAAGAUGAAGUUAAAUUGUCCGAGACCUCUGAGGACGACAAAGAAGCUGAAGUUAAAACAGACAAUGAAGUGACUGAUACUGAAAUAAAGACUGUAAAAUCUCCUCUAGGACAGGGUUUUAAUUAUUUAUCGCAGGACGCUUAUGAUGUGUCUAAAGGUCCUGUUAAUAAAGUUGGUAAGGAAUGAGAGAUGUUGAAAUAGAUAUAUAACUGAUUAAAUGUGAUAUUUAAUUUUUGUGGUAAUUAUAAUGUUGUGAUCAAUUA